Molecule: messenger RNA, 689 nt
Organism: Danio aesculapii
Lineage: Eukaryota; Metazoa; Chordata; Actinopteri; Cypriniformes; Danionidae
Gene: ponzr6
Product: plac8 onzin related protein 6
Exons: 4
Coding region: 90-554 (154 amino acids)
Source: RefSeq, a predicted model, not a curated record
GGUUGGUUUUUUCUUCUUCUUUUGUCAACAGCAGUGCAUCAGCAAGCACACCUCCACACCCUCUGAAGACCAGGCUGCGGGUUAUCUGAAUGGUCAUGAUGGCUCAGGCAGCUGUAAGUGUCCAGCCGGCGAUGGUGGUGGCCACUGAUAAUGUCAAGCUGAACCAGUGGAGCAGUGGAGUGUGUGACUGCUGUGAAGACAUGGGCAUCUGCUGCUGUGGUUUCUGGUGCGCGUACUGCCUGAUGUGUAAGACCAGUGAGGAUUUCGGAGAGUGUCUCUGUCUCCCCCUGCUGGAGAUUUGCUUUGGCGGCAUGUUGCAUCCUAUUACACUCGCCAUGAGGAGCAGUAUGAGGGAGCGGUACCACAUCAGGGGAUCGAUACAAGAUGACUGCUGUGCAGCGACCUGCUGCCCAGUGUGUGUCUGGUGUCAGAUGGCCAGAGAGCUGAAGGUCCGACAGCACUCUCUAGUGGUCAUUAACCCUGCCGUCAGCCAAGUUCACGCCGUCAAUGUGGCCUACCAACAUCCUCAAGCCAUCAAUCCUGCCUACCAAUAACCUCAGUGCCAACAUGCAAACCUUUAACCUCAAGACCCCAAAAGCCUAUUGUUUUGCUGAAAUUAGACUGAAUAGACAUUAUUUCAAUAUUUAUACCUAAAGCCUAGCUAUCUUUGCCAAUAUGUUUACUGAUUG